Messenger RNA from Fomitiporia mediterranea MF3/22, 1325 nucleotides. Its product is annotated as homeobox-domain-containing protein. The transcript has 2 exons. Gene Ontology annotation, molecular function: DNA-binding transcription factor activity, RNA polymerase II-specific; RNA polymerase II cis-regulatory region sequence-specific DNA binding. Gene Ontology annotation, biological process: cell differentiation; regulation of transcription by RNA polymerase II. NCBI's taxonomy places the organism in Eukaryota, Fungi, Basidiomycota, Agaricomycetes, Hymenochaetales, Hymenochaetaceae. Bases 1 to 1152 code for a protein of 383 amino acids. The record is from RefSeq and is a predicted model, not a curated record.
AUGUCGCGUCCCUCGAUCUCUCGGACUUGCUCCCUAUCUUCAACCUCUAGCUUCAGCUCUCUCUCUGAACUCACUGGUGAAGCAGAUAAUGAGACACAACCCACUGCGUCUCAAUCCUCCGAAACGAAGCGUACUCGGAAACGCUUCUCACAGGAUCAGCUCGUCGUGCUUGAGCAGGCAUACCAUAAGUCGAGCCAUCCGACGCGUGACGAACGCGAGGAAAUAGCCAAACAAACUGAUAUGAGUGUGAAGUCCGUAACAAUCUGGUUCCAGAACAAACGACAAAUGGAGCGUAAAAUGGCACUCAACAACUCAUUAAGCCAUAACGCUCCACUGCCUCUCGCAAUGUAUCCCAUUCAACAAUCCACACAGCAAGUUUCAGUAACGGACCCAUUAAGUCGCUCUAACUCAGCAUUAUUACACCCUUCCGCGUCACAGCCCAAGAACAAGCAUCGACUCCCAUCGCGUACUGCAAGCGGCUUUCUCUCCCUAGACCGCGUUGCAUCUCGGACUGAGCGUGUUCCGCGAACUCCCACAAAACUCAUCCGGCACGUUUCUGUACAUGAAUCCCGUUCCCGUUCUCCCGAGGCAUUAUGGGAAUCUAUGCUCUCUUCGCCGAUCCAGCCCGAAGGCAAUGAUAAGCCCAGUAACUCCCAUCCGGAAUCUCCUUCGGCGCGUGACCUACUUGACUUUGCUUCGACUCGAAACGCAAGGCGUGGAAGUCGAUCGAAAGGACGGCGUUCUCUCGAAUGGGCCUGUGCAGCUGCCCGAAUGACAGUAGACAAAGAUGACGAGGAUACAGAACUAGACGAACCUUUGUCACGACCAUCAUCUGUUUUUAUCGACACAGACGAAGCUCGGAGCAUCGACGACGACGCUAGUACAGAGAUCAUUGACACAGAGAUGGAGAGUAUUGUCGAUAGUCACGAGGCCAUUACACCUGAUGCCAGUCACAACGACUUCACGUAUCAGCCAUCAACUACUCAGGUUCUUGACAACCCCGGAGACGACAGAACGACCUUAGACGAUGAAAAUACUGUUAGAAUGGCUCUGGACAAAACAAAACACGUCGGAGAUGACGAUAUGGAUAACGACAAGGAGACCUUGGACGCCGCUUUGGCUCUUUGCGGCCUUAGCACACUACGCGGAUGACAUGCUAUCAAAACGGACCAGCCUUAAUAACGAACCGAUGGUAUUACACAAAACGCAAAUCCAACAGUCAAACCUGACUGAUGCCAAAUCAAAUUCAUUUUCUUCCCUGCAAUUUUUUCUCUCUUCUGUAGAUGCUGUCAAAACAACUGCACAUUUUUUACAUAGUGUUCAAC